Messenger RNA from Prionailurus viverrinus (fishing cat), 4765 nucleotides. It is a transcript of the gene MLH3, whose product is annotated as mutL homolog 3. The record is from RefSeq and is a predicted model, not a curated record. Gene Ontology annotation, biological process: mismatch repair. Gene Ontology annotation, molecular function: ATP-dependent DNA damage sensor activity; ATP hydrolysis activity; mismatched DNA binding. Gene Ontology annotation, cellular component: mismatch repair complex. The coding region runs from base 213 to 4517 and encodes 1434 amino acids. The transcript has 11 exons. Lineage: Eukaryota; Metazoa; Chordata; Mammalia; Carnivora; Felidae.
AAGCUAUAAUUUGUUUUGUUUUUUACAGUGUGGUUUAAUAAGAGAUUUAAUUUACCUCAAAUGGCAUUUCUCCAUUAUGCUUGAGAGCAAUGGAUAAUGCUCCGUAGCUCUGAGGGUUUGAUUGUGUGUGUGUGUUUUCCUCCCAUAGGCGAUUAUUUCCAGUCAGAGAAGGAAGCCAGUGCCUGGCCUUCUUAACCAGCUUUCUACCUGCCAUGAUCAAGUGCUUGUCAGUUGAAGUACAAGCCAGAUUGCGUUCUGGUUUGGCUAUAUGCUCCUUAGGCCAGUGUGUUGAGGAACUUGCCCUCAAUAGCAUUGAUGCUGAAGCAAAAUGUGUGGCUGUCAGGGUGAAUAUGGAGACUUUCCAAGUUCAAGUGAUAGACAAUGGAUUUGGGAUGGGGAGGGAUGAUAUAGACAAGGUGGGAAAUCGUUAUUUCACUAGUAAAUGCAACUCGCUACAGGACUUGGAGAAUCCCAGGUUUUAUGGUUUCCGAGGGGAGGCCUUGGCAAGUAUAGCUGACAUGGCCAGUGCUGUGGAAAUUUCAUCCAAGAAAAACAAGACAAUGAAAACUUUUGUGAAACUGUUUCAGAAUGGAAAAGCCCUGAAAACUUGUGAAGCUGACCUGACUAGACCAAGUGCCGGGACAACAGUAACAGUAUAUAAUCUAUUUUACCAGUUACCUGUAAGGAGGAAAUGCAUGGAUCCUAGACUGGAGUUUGAGAAGGUCAGGCAGAGGAUAGAAGCUCUUUCGCUCAUGCACCCUUCCAUUUCUUUCUCUUUGAGGAAUGAUGUUUCUGGUUCCAUGGUUCUUCAACUUCCUAAAACCAAAGACAUAUGUUCCCGAUUUUGUCAAAUUUAUGGACUGGGUAAGUCCCAAAAAUUAAGAGAAAUAAAAUUUAAAUACAAGGAGUUUGAGCUCAGCGGCUAUAUCAGCUCUGAAGCACAUUACAAUAAGAAUAUGCAAUUUUUGUUUGUGAACAAAAGACUGGUUUUAAGGACAAAGUUGCAUAAAUUCAUUGACUUUUUAUUGAGGAAAGAAAGUAUUAUAUGCAAGCCAAAGAAUGGUUCUGCCACUAGACAAAUGAAUUCAAGUCCUCGGCAUCGGUCUAACCCAGAACUCCAUGGGAUAUAUGUAAUCAAUGUGCAGUGUCAGUUCUGUGAAUAUGAUGUGUGCCUGGAGCCAGCAAAAACGCUGAUUGAAUUUCAGAACUGGGAUACUAUUUUGGUUUGCAUUCAGGAAGGAGUGAAAAUGUUUUUAAAGAAAGAAAAACUAUUUGUGGAAUUAUCAGGUGAGGACAUUAAAGAAUUUAGUGAAGAUAAUGAUUUUAGUUUAUUUAGUGCUACUCUUCAGAAGCACGUGUCUUCUGAUGAGAAGGGUGACCAGGUCAGUUUCCAAGAAGCAUGUAAUAGUAUUUUGGAUUCCUAUGAAAUGUUGAAUUUUCAAUCAAAAGCUGUGAAAAGAAAAGCUACUGUAGAAAACAGAAGAAACACACAGAAUUCUAGAGAUUCAGAAGCUACCAGAAAAAACACAAAUGAUUCAUUCUUGUACAUUUGUGAAUCAGAUGGCCCAGGCCAUGGUAAAGUGACAGAGUCAUCUUUACAAAACAAAGAUAGCUCUUGCUCAGAAUCAAGGAUCUUGCAACAACAGACAGCUGAAGCAUCAGAAUGGGGAGAAAAUGGGAAACAUAAAAAACUUUGCUUAGAACGUAACUCUUCAGAAAGUCCAUGUGGAACCAGUUCAGAAAUGUUUGUAAACCCUUUUCAGACAUCAUACUGCUUUGAGAAGAAUAGAGAAGAUCUAGAAAUACAGAAAGCAAGUGCUAUUGUUAAUGGCAUGGCUGCCAGUAUCCUGAAAAAUAAUGGAGUUCAGAAUCAAUUAGAGAGAUUUAAAGACGCUACCAAAAUGGGAUCCCAACCUCUGCCUUUUGAGACAACGUUAUUGAGAGUACGUGGUGCUCAGAGAGAGGAAGAGAAAGAAAAACAACCUAGUAAUUGUGGAAGAGUAAACAUUUUUAGUUAUGGACAAGUUAAAUUAUGCUCCACUGGCUUUAUAACUCAUGUGGUACAAAAUGAGCAAACUAAAUCAACUGAAAGAGAACAUUUACUUAAAAACUGUAUUCAACCUGGUCCCGUGAGUGCCAGAGAAACAUUUGUAAACAGAGCAUGCCAUUCAGCUGAGACUCCAAACAUCGAAGAUCCAACCAGCACUUUAAGUAGAGACUUUGCUCAACUGUCUGACAAGAAAUUGCGCAGAACAAAUACAAGUUAUGGGCUAGAGAACAAACCUAUAGCAACUUGUGAAAACAUUGCUGUUUCUCAGGAAGGUACUAAAGAAUCACACAUGGAUUGCUUAUUACUUGACACAUCCUCUUCCCCUUGGUGUAGAUAUGUUUCAAAUGGCAGUAAGAAAAUAGAUAAAUUGAUUGGUUUCUCCAAACCCAUAACCCGUAAGAAGCUAAGCUUAAGGUCACAACUGGGAUCUUUAGAGAAGUUUAAGAGGCAAUAUGGGAAGGUUAAAAGUCCUCUGAAUACAGAGGUGGAAGAAAAUAAUAAUUCUGAAAUCUCUACCAAUCUCGGUCCUCAAGUUGAAUCUGACAUUCCGUGGAAAGAGAAGAAUCACUUAGACAACUCAGGCAUUUGUAAAAUCACUGCUAUGAAACAUAAUGAUUCAAAUAAUAAUUGUCUGCCAGUAAGUCACAUCUUUUACUCAAAGAAGUUUCCAUUCUCUAGUGAAGAAGAUUGUUUGGAACAACAGACUCCUUGCUUAAGAGAAAGUCCUGUAACUCUAAAGGAAUUAUCUGAUUUUAACAGAAAACCUUUGGAUGCCAAGCAGUCUCCCAAAUCUUUAGCCUCUAAAUUAUCCAGAAUGAAAGGUUCUGAAAGAGAGACUCAAGCAUUGGAAAUGAUGAGUCAUUUUAAUGAACUUCCACAAUCAGAUUCUAGUAGGAAAGACCAUGACUUGUGCAGUGGGUUAAUCCUGGAUUCUUGCAAGUUAUUUAAAAAUGAGUAUAAAAAAACAGACAGUGGCAUCAUUCCAGAGUUGGACUCUGUCACACAGGAUAAUCCCUUCAAUAAAGAUAGUAAAACAUACUCUAACAACAACACAACAGGGAACUCCGUGAUACCAGAAACUCCUUUGGUAUUACCCCAUAGUCAUUCUAAAGUCAUCAGUGAAGAUACGGAUGUUCUUAUAGCUUCAGACCCACAGACAGGAAGUCCUGACUCUCCCAGUAAAAUGUUAAUGAGUCACAUAGAAGAUGGCACAGCUGACAGAAAAGGAACUGGUUUUCAGAGUGAAGAAUCUAUAGCAAGAACUUGUUCUGAAAAUGAAGAGUCAAACACAUGUUCUUUGGAUUGGCAGCAGCAUUUUGAUGUAGCCCUGGGAAGAAUGGUUUACAUCAACAAAAUAACUGGACUGAGUACAUUCAUUGCUCCUACUGAGGAUGUUCAGACUGCUUGUACUAAAGACCUGACAACUGUAGCUGUGGAUGUCCUCCUUGAGAAUGGAUCUCAGUACAAGUGUCAUCCUUUUAGAAGCGACCUUGUUCUUCCCUUCCUUCCUAGAGCUCGGGAAGAGAGGACUGUGAUGAGACAGAAUAACAGAGAUGCUGUGGAUGAUACUGUUGGUAGAGAAUCACUUCAGUCUUUGUUCUCAGAGUGGGAAAAUCCAGUAUUUGCCCGUUAUCCAGAGGUUGCUGUUGAUGUAAGCAGUGGCCAGGCCAAAAGCCUUGCGGUUAAAAUUCACAAUGUCUUAUAUCCUUAUCGUUUCACCAAAGAAAUGAUUCAUUCAAUGCAGGUUCUGCAGCAAGUGGAUAACAAGUUUAUUGCCUGUUUAAUGAGCACCAAGACUGAAGAGAAUGGUGAGGCAGAUUCCUAUGAGAAGCAACAGCCCCAAGGCUCUGGUCGGAAAAAAUUACUGUCUUCCAUUGUAAGCCCUCCACUAGAGAUAACAGUGACAGAAGAACAAAGCAGACUCUUACGGUGCUACCACAAAAAUCUGGAAGAUCUGGGCCUUGAAAUUAUAUUUCCAGACAAUAGUGAUUCUCUGGUCCUUGUAGGAAAAGUACCACUCUGUUUUGUACAAAGAGAAGCCAAUGAACUUCGAAGAGGAAGAUCUCCUGUGACCAAGAGUAUUGUGGAGGAAUUUAUUCGAGAACAAGUGGAGCUACUCCAGACCACAGGAGGCAUCCAAGGGACUUUGCCACUGACUGUCCAGAAGGUGUUGGCAUCCCAAGCUUGCCACGGGGCCAUCAAGUUUAAUGAUGGCCUGAGCCCGGAGGAGAGCUAUCGCCUUAUUGAAGCCCUGUCGUGGUGCCAGCUGCCAUUCCAGUGUGCUCACGGGAGACCUUCUAUGCUGCCGCUGGCUGACAUAGACCACUUGGAGCAGGAAAAGCAGAUUAAACCCAAUCUUGCUAAACUUCGCAAAAUGGCCCAGGCCUGGCAUCUCUUUGGAAAAGCGGAAAGAUGUGAAACAGGGCAAAGCCAGAGGGCAUCCAUGCCUCCUUGUGAGCCACCGUGAGAACAGAAUUAUUGAUCUGUAAGGAGCCAAAGGGAUGCUAACUGCCUCUGAGCAGAUAGCAUGGGCUGUAGGUACCAGCAGAGUCUGAGGCCACCAGUGUCUCCAAGCAACGUGAUCAGUCAGUCUUGAGCAGAUGAUCCCUCCAAACUAAAGACAGUUCAUUCAUCUGCAGCUGUGGACUCAGGAGGUUGCCCUAUGAUAUCUACUUUUUAUAACUUAUAUAAAGAUAAAAUUUAAUGACUAAUUGA